CUUGACAUUGCAAAUGGGAUGAUCAAUUUACAUCACGUCUGGAUGCUUCAUCGAGACUUGAAAAGUCUGAAUGUACUUCUUAAAAUGGAAAACAAUGAAAUCAGAGGGUAUGUCUGUGACUUUGGAGAGAGCGUGAGUGUCAAAGACAUCGACUCGGGGUUUGUGGAGUGCCCGUUUUGGCUCCCCCCCGAAGUUAUUAGCAACAGAAAGUGGAGUACUAAGUCUGAUGUGUAUGCCUUUGGUGUCAUUUUGUGGGAAAUGUCAACAAGGAAGAGGCCGUAUGAUGGAAAAUUCGCAGCAGAAGUACAAAAGGAAAUUAUCAGCGGGAAAAGAUUAAGUAUGAAUAGAUCAUCGCCGUUGAAAGGUGUCGUCGAAAUGUGUUGGAAACAAGAACCAGAAGAAAGGCCUGAAUUUACUGAGAUUUAUAAAGUGCUUAAGGCUUUAUGA
Entamoeba invadens IP1 is the source of this 447-nucleotide messenger RNA. RefSeq names its product tyrosine protein kinase receptor Tie-1, putative. The record is from RefSeq and is a predicted model, not a curated record. NCBI's taxonomy places the organism in Eukaryota, Evosea, Mastigamoebida, Endamoebidae. The transcript has a single exon. The annotation marks the transcript as partial. Gene Ontology annotation, molecular function: ATP binding; protein kinase activity. Gene Ontology annotation, cellular component: cytoplasm. Gene Ontology annotation, biological process: signal transduction; protein phosphorylation.